GAGCGAUGCCUGCGCGCAGCCGCCACCGCCCCCGCGUCCACUCAGGCUCUCCUCCCCGGGCUCCGCCCCCGCCGCUCGAGGCUCUUCACUCCUGCGAGGCGCAGAGGGCCCUAGACUCCGACGGCGCCUCGGACGCCGACUCGGAGGUGGGUCCGGGGAGCCCGACUCGGACUGCGGAGGCAGUGGAGGAGGAAAUGGCCGGUCCUAAUCAACUCUGCAUUCGCCGCUGGACAACAAAGCAUGUAGCUAUUUGGCUGAAGGAUGAAGGCUUUUUUGAAUAUGUGGACAUUUUAUGCAAUAAGCACCGACUUGAUGGAAUCACAUUGCUAACGUUGACUGAGUAUGAUCUCCGGUCUCCUCCUCUGGAAAUCAAAGUCUUAGGGGACAUUAAAAGGUUAAUGCUUUCAGUCCGAAAAUUGCAGAAAAUACAUAUUGAUGUUUUAGAAGACAUGGGAUACAACAGUGACAGUCCCAUGGGUUCUAUGACCCCUUUCAUCAGUGCUCUUCAGAGUGCAGAGUGGCUCUGUAAUGGGGAGCCUUCACAUGACUGUGAUGGACCCAUCACUGAUUUGAAUUCUGAUCAGUACCAGUAUAUGAACGGUAAAAACAAACACUCUGUUCGAAGAUUGGACCCAGAGUACUGGAAGACCAUAUUGAGUUGUAUAUAUGUUUUUAUAGUAUUUGGGUUUACAUCUUUCAUUAUGGUAAUAGUCCACGAGCGAGUACCUGACAUGCAGACCUAUCCCCCACUCCCAGAUAUAUUCUUAGACAGCGUUCCUAGAAUCCCAUGGGCUUUUGCCAUGACAGAAGUAUGUGGCAUGAUUCUGUGCUAUAUUUGGCUCCUGGUUCUUCUUCUUCACAAGCACAGGUCAAUACUUCUGCGAAGGCUCUGUAGUCUGAUGGGCACUGUAUUCUUGCUUCGCUGCUUUACCAUGUUUGUGACCUCCCUCUCCGUGCCAGGACAGCACCUGCAGUGUACUGGAAAGAUAUAUGGUAGUGUAUGGGAGAAACUACACCGGGCCUUUGCCAUUUGGAGUGGCUUUGGUAUGACCCUAACUGGCGUUCACACCUGUGGAGAUUACAUGUUCAGUGGCCACACAGUCGUCCUAACUAUGCUGAAUUUCUUUGUCACUGAAUAUACACCACGAAGCUGGAAUUUCUUGCACACUUUAUCCUGGGUUCUCAACCUCUUUGGAAUCUUCUUCAUUUUGGCUGCCCAUGAACAUUAUUCCAUUGAUGUAUUUAUUGCCUUUUAUAUCACAACAAGACUCUUUUUGUACUACCAUACUCUAGCCAAUACCAGAGCAUAUCACCAGAGUAGGAGAGCAAGAAUUUGGUUUCCCAUGUUUUCUUUUUUUGAAUGCAAUGUUAAUGGUACAGUACCUAAUGAAUAUUGUUGGCCAUUUUCAAAACCAGAAAUAAUGAAAAGACUAAUUGGAUGAACAGUGUCUUGGUAAUGGGUUCAUGAUUAAAUAUACAGUAGUUGUUGAAAGUGAAUAACUUUGCUUUCUCCCCCUAGGUUGUUUCUGGAUGUCUUGCUUUUUGGCUUAUGUGUUGACAAAGUAAUGUUCCCCGUUCUGAGCAAGGUUGUGAUUAUAGAAAGCAAGAAAGAACAAUCAAGAGUCCUUACAUAUUUGUUUGAACUGAAAGCUUAGGUAAAUGUUUUCUGCCCCUUCUCUUUAGGCAGACUUAAUGUUGUGAUUGAAGUCAGGCCGUUACCCUUAACCUGUUGAGUAUUUGCUUAUUGAACUUAAGCAAAUCAACUUAAACAAUUUGAUGGUUGAUAGAUUUUUUUUUUUUGAUUUCUAGUAGGACUAGAGUCAAUAAAUAAUAUUUUUUGAAGCUCCUUAUUAUCUUCAAAGGAAAAAGCCCCACCAAGUGAGCAGUACUUAUUCUUUGAACUAAUCUCUGUGUCUUUUUGAAAAAGGCAACUCUGGAUAUUGAUCUAUUUUACUUACAAAUAAUUUUUGCCUUCUGAACCAUCUUUAAGAAAAGUAUACUGAACAUACUAGACUGCCUGAAACAAGAAGAAAAUAAAAGGGGCCAUACAUGAGGUGACAAAGUACAAAUAUAUUGCUGGAAUUUUUCACCAAAGAUGCAACAAAAGAUGCAUUUUGUUCUGAGGGUUCAGUAUGACCAUCAGUAAGUAUUCUUGAGGGAAAAAUGGCUGCAUCCGUAAAAAUAAAAUUGGCUUAAUUUUAGUGAUGUAGGUACCUGGAAUAACUUUGUGCUAUAGCUGUUAGUUAGACAGAUGACAGCCCAAUUUUAUGCUUUUCAAUGACGUUAUUUAAUGAGCAAAAUAGUGGAGUGUUUUACCAGAUGUUAUAUAAAGUUCUUAUGUCUUUAAGUUGGGAGAUAUGCAUGCAAAGAAUAUUUUUUCUCUUUCUGAAAAGAAAUUUAUAACAGGUUGCAGGCAUAAUAUAACUUUUUGGUUUUUGAAAUUUCUCAUUCUUGGCCAUCAGAAGUAAGCAGUCUCAGACAUAUUUGGAUAUGAAAAGGUUUUGUUGUUUUUUAUUUUUAAAUACAAUGUGUACAUACAUUCUUUCUAUUUGGUCUUAAUUUGGCAGUCAGGAAGUGAUAUAACUUAAUUACUAUUUACAACACUAGAAAUUUAAUACCUUAAGUAAUUUGACCUCUGUGAUAACAUUUGUCACUUUACUUUUAAUGAUUUUGUAUAGUAGUUAUGACAGUAGGAUGGUUAUGGAAUUGAAAUUUGAAUCCCAACUGUUGAGCUUUGUCACUUAGAAUAUUAAUUGUAGUUUUUACAUUCCAUUUUAAAACGGAAUUAGAAAAGGUGCUGGCAUAUCGAGAUCUAAAAUUAAGGCACUUAGCAGAAGUCUGCCCCUCAUAUGGGUGAAAUAUUUUAUUUUUGCACUUUGAGUCAUAUUCCCACCCCUGUAUAAGCUACAGAGGAGCCUGAAUGGAUUGGGCAGGAAAGGAAUAUUAUGCAAAUGAGUUUCAGUCAGUGCUGAAUGACCUCAAUUCAGGUCUGCUCUGAACAUUAUUUUUUAUUUCUCACUUGAGAAAUGGCACAAGGCAAUUCAAGUUUUAUUAUGCUUUUAAAUCUCAUACUUCAGAUCUUACAGUAUCUUAAAUUGUUGAUUCUGUUACAUGCUAGGGACAAAAUGCCAACAUUUCAUCUAAGGAAAUUGCAUAUUCAUGAAGGGUGAAGGAUGUUUCCUAUGCCAGUUAGAGUAGUUUGACCCUUGAGGUCAAAAGAUGUGUUACUGCCAUUUUUCCAAAUGACAGAACAGGACCACAGUUAGCUAGGAAGGGACUGAUGUUGGCUUUUGGGACAAUGUUUGAAAAAAGUCUGUGGCAACAUGAAUUCAAGAAUGUUAAAUAGCAACUUAAUGGCAGAUUUCCUAAUGUCAGUCUUCUUUCCUUCAUAUGGAUUCUAUUCUAGAACAAAAUAGAAAAAAAAAAUUGCAACUAACUUUACAGAGCUAUUGACAUUGAGAGUACCUAACAGCAGACUGCAAUCAGGGUUGUAAAAUAACUUUUCAGCCUUGCAUUUAUCGUAUCUGUUUUGAGGAAAAGGUAAGCUAGAUUUAUAAUUUAUUGUUAAAACUAUUACAAAGUAAUGUUUACAUAAAUUAAUCAUCUCCAAGUCUCUUUCUUGGAAAAACUCUGAAACAAAAUUCUUUUCUGUGUUUUUUUAAAUACGAAACCUAUAUUUUAGUCACUUUUUGUUUUGUCCAGAAAUUUCCAGAUUUGUCUUUCUAUUUUUUUUUCUUGUUAAAAUCUAAACCAUAGAGAAGGUAGUAUUUACAUUUACAUUUUGGGUGUGAAUGUGGCUAGGUAGAGAAGCUACAUGCCUUAUAGCUACAUAUUUUUUGACUUUGUAUUAGGUUCUACAGUUGCAGACUUGUGAGAGGCUUACAUCAUUAAACAUUAACACCUCAAAAGGAACCAAGAAGGUUUUGGUUUGAGGAUGCAAACUGGAAGUUAUAUUGCAAGUCCUCUAUGCAUUUUCUCUGUUCCUGGGGGCAGCAUUGCCUUUUUUUUUGGUUUUUCUCUCUCUUUUUUUUUUAAGUCCAUGCAAGGCAGUGUUACUGAAGGGUAAUUGAAGUUCAUAGGGAGUGGGAGGUUUUGAAGAAGGCAAGUUUGCUGUUAUCACCAAAUAAUUUGGGAUAAUUUUUGGCUAUGCUGCAGAUUUUUCAACAUGGCUAUCAUCUCCGUAGUUCUCUGUGGCCAGAAUUGCUAGGGUAAAAAUACAUCUUCCAUAUGCUGGGUCUGUUUAUUAGUAUCCUUUUAAAUCAGUAAGCAGUGAGCUUAGCCUUAGAACCAGUCAGUUAAAUAAGUGUGCACUGUUCACAAGAAAAAACCCAUUGUCUGAGAGGCCUGCUGGUAGUGUAACUCUGACACUGACACUGCAAGUGGCAUUCUUGCCUAUCCUGUACCUGCUGUUGCUUAGAAUUCCAAGAAUCUUCACAUUUGUAAAUGGAGAACAGAGAAGCCAAAUCCUUUUAUAGCUGAUAUGAAACAGUCUAUUUUAGGUACAUCUCUUUGGAAAGUGCUAUUUAUAUAUUCAAAGUCAUAUUCAUAACACUAACGUGCUUUGACUGCAUUCAGCAAAAGGCAAUUUCAUAUUAGUUUCAUGGUAAAUUUUUUUCAAGGAUUCUAGUUCCAAAAUGCUUGAGAACAUUGACCAUAUUCUUGUUUUAAACUCUCUGAUCUAAUAAAUUUAAUUCUUUGAUAGUCUUUUUGUAGAUUUAAGUUAUCCCUUAAUAAAAGUAACUAUAGUAAUAGUCAUUUGUCAGUUCUUUAAGGUAUUCAGGCAUUUGAGACAAGAAAGCUCUCUUUUAGAAUAGUCCAAUAGCUCUCUUCAAGAGUAUUGGUUUCAUUUAGAUAGUUUCAAAGCCAACAAAGCAUGUUAGUUUUAAGGCCAACUGUAUUUGGCAGUUAAGACAGUUUGCAUUUGUAAAAAAUUUAGCCUGAAUUACCCCUAUAUCUCUGUAGAGGAGAAUUGUUAGUAUCAUCAAAAAUCAGACUGCUUCAGGUGACCAGUGAGAAAGGAAAGAGGUUGAAGUUUUUUUUCCCUGUCUUUGAGUGGCUUUGAAUGACUGAAAUUACUAUGGAAGUAGGUUUUGGUCCCCCUCUCACCGACCCCUCACCCGCAGUGAAUUCCACCAAUAUCAGGUAACUAAAAUGUGGCCUAUUACUUUCCAUCAAGUUCAAUAAAAAUAUCUAUGAAAUCUAUAAAGUCAUAAUUCAGCUACCAAUAAAGUUGGUUUUUAGAGUAUGUUCUACCCUAAAUUAACCAAAGGACUUUUUAUUCAGUGUACUCCAUGUUUAAGCAUAAGGAAGCUUUGUGCCUAAUAUGGAGGGAGAAAGAAUAAUAUGUUAAUUUCAUUGUUAUUUCAGGUCUGUUUCAAUCUGAACUACUGGGUUGUCUGAAGGUAGCCAAGCAGUGUUAUCAGUAAUGUCAUCUUAAAAAUGCUUAAUUUUAAUAAUUUUUUAUUCAGAGAUUGUUAGAUUGUCAGGACAAUUGAAGUAUUUCUGAUAUAGAACAAAGAAAGUGGAAACUGGUACUUACUGGGGCAAGCAAAAUUAGCAUGGACUAACAUGGGCAUGUUUUGUUUAAGAAUUCUACCUAAAUGUCACCUUAUCCACACCAAAACUAGUAUUACUUGAAGAUGCAAAAGUUCCUGUGGUAGCCAUACCUUGAAGCACAGUAUUGUAUAUAAGUAAAUAUCUUGAUUCUAAAUUAAAUCCAGAUUUAACUAAUAUAUAUUAUUUUAUAUCUUUGUUGUAUUAAAAUGUUUAAAAACACUAAAAAUAAAACAUUUGAAAGUUGGA
This is a messenger RNA of Diceros bicornis minor, 5802 nucleotides long. It is a transcript of the gene SAMD8, whose product is annotated as sterile alpha motif domain containing 8. The transcript is spliced from 6 exons. Gene Ontology annotation, biological process: ceramide biosynthetic process. NCBI's taxonomy places the organism in Eukaryota, Metazoa, Chordata, Mammalia, Perissodactyla, Rhinocerotidae. Gene Ontology annotation, molecular function: ceramide cholinephosphotransferase activity; protein binding; sphingomyelin synthase activity. Bases 6 to 1442 code for a protein of 478 amino acids. Gene Ontology annotation, cellular component: endoplasmic reticulum membrane; Golgi membrane. The record is from RefSeq and is a predicted model, not a curated record.